This is a messenger RNA of Lipotes vexillifer (Yangtze River dolphin), 2172 nucleotides long. It is a transcript of the gene RNPEPL1, whose product is annotated as arginyl aminopeptidase like 1. Lineage: Eukaryota; Metazoa; Chordata; Mammalia; Artiodactyla; Lipotidae. The transcript has 11 exons. Bases 1 to 2172 code for a protein of 723 amino acids. Gene Ontology annotation, molecular function: metalloaminopeptidase activity; zinc ion binding. The record is from RefSeq and is a predicted model, not a curated record. Gene Ontology annotation, biological process: proteolysis.
AUGGCGGCGCAGUGCUGCUGCCGCAAAGCGCCCGGCGCCGAGGCCGCGCCCGCGCGUCCGCCGCCCGAGCCGCCGCCCGCCCUGGACGUGGCCUCGGCCUCCAGCGCGCAGCUCUUCCGCCUCCGCCACCUGCAGCUGGGCCUGGAGCUGCGGCCCGAGGCGCGCGAGCUGGCCGGCUGCCUGGUGCUCGAGCUGUGCGCGCGGCGCCCCGCGCCCCGCGCGCUCGUGCUCGACGCGCACCCGGCCCUGCGCUUGCAUUCGGCCGCCUUCCGCCGCGCUCCCGCCGCCGCCGGCGAGCCACCCUGCGCCUUCGCCUUCGCUGCACCCGGGCCGAGUCCCGCGCCGCCGCCCCCGCUGCCCGCCUUUCCCGAGGCGCCCGGCGCGGAGCCCGCAUGCUGCCCGCUGGCCUUCAGGGUGGACCCUUUCACGGACUACGGCUCCUCGCUCACCGUCACGCUGCCGCCUGAACUGCAGGCGCACCAGCCCUUCCAGGUCAUCCUGCGCUACACCUCGACCGACGCCCCCGCCAUCUGGUGGCUGGGCCCAGAGCUGACCUACGGCAGCGCCAAGCCCUUCGUCUUCACCCAGGGCCACUCCGUCUGCAACCGCUCCUUCUUUCCGUGCUUCGACACGCCCGCCGUCAAGUGCACCUACUCGGCCGUCGUCAAGGCCCCGUCGGGGGUGCAGGUGCUGAUGAGUGCCACACAGAGCACCUACGUGGAGGAGGAGGGCGUCUACCGCUUCCACAUGGAGCACCCCGUGCCCGCCUACCUCGUGGCCCUCGUGGCCGGGGACCUCCAGCCGGCAGACAUCGGGCCCAGGAGCCGCGUGUGGGCUGAGCCAUGCCUCCUGCCCACGGCCACCAGCAAGCUGUCCGGCGCGGUGGAGCAGUGGCUGAGCGCAGCCGAGCGCCUCUACGGGCCCUACCUGUGGGGCAGGUAUGACAUCGUCUUCCUGCCCCCCUCCUUCCCCAUUGUGGCCAUGGAGAACCCCUGCCUCACCUUCAUCAUCUCCUCCAUCCUGGAGAGUGACGAGUUCCUGAUCAUCGACGUCAUCCACGAGGUGGCCCACAGCUGGUUCGGCAACGCCGUCACCAACGCCACGUGGGAGGAGAUGUGGCUGAGCGAGGGCCUGGCCACCUACGCGCAGCGGCGCAUCACCACCGAGACCUACGGUGCUGCCUUCACCUGUCUGGAGACAGCCUUCCGCCUGGACGCCCUGCACAGGCAGAUGAAGCUCCUCGGCGAGGACAGCCCAGUUAGCAAGCUGCAGGUCAAGCUGGAGCCAGGGGUGAAUCCCAGCCACCUGAUGAACCUGUUCACUUACGAGAAGGGCUACUGCUUCGUGUACUACCUGUCCCAGCUCUGCGGGGAUGCCCAGCGCUUCGACGGCUUUCUCCGAGCCUACGUGGAAAAGUACAAGUUCGCCAGCGUGGUAGCCCAGGACCUGCUGGACUCCUUCCUGACGUUCUUCCCGGAGCUGAAGGAGCAGAGCGUGGACUGCCGGGCAGGACUGGAGUUUGAGCGCUGGCUGAAUGCCACGGGCCCCCCGCUGGCCGAGCCAGACCUGUCUCAGGGAUCCAGCCUGACCCGGCCCGUGGAGGCCCUCUUCCAGCUGUGGACCGCGGAGCCCCUGGACCAGGCGGCUGCGUCCGCCAGCACCAUCGACAUCUCCAAGUGGAGGACCUUCCAGACAGCGCUCUUCCUGGACCGGCUCCUGGACGGGUCCCCGCUGCCCCAGGAGGUGGUGAUGAGCCUGUCCAAGUGCUACUCCUCCCUGCUGGACUCGAUGAACGCCGAGAUCCGCAUCCGCUGGCUGCAGAUCGUCGUCCGAAACGACUACUACCCAGACCUCCACAGGGUCCGGCGCUUCCUUGAGAGCCAGAUGUCCCGCAUGUACACCAUCCCGCUGUAUGAGGACCUCUGCACCGGCGCCCUCAAGUCCUUCGCCCUGGAGGUCUUCUACCAGACGCAGGGCCGGCUGCACCCCAACUUGCGCCGGACCAUCCAGCAGAUCCUGUCCCAGGGCCUGGGCCCCAGCACAGAGCCCAGCGUGGAGCCAGGCGGGGCCGGAGCGGACUCGGAGGCGGACGCGGACGCACCAGCCCUGCUGCUUGGGGACGAGGCCCCCGGCAGCGCCAUCUCUCUCAGGGAUGUCAACGUGUCUGCCUAG